Messenger RNA from Naegleria gruberi, 1113 nucleotides. RefSeq lists its product as uncharacterized. The coding region runs from base 1 to 1113 and encodes 370 amino acids. The transcript has a single exon. Lineage: Eukaryota; Heterolobosea; Eutetramitea; Acrasida; Naegleriidae. The record is from RefSeq and is a predicted model, not a curated record.
AUGUUUGUCAAAGCUCAACACAAUAAGCAAAAUGUUUCAUUAAUUGCUGGAGGACAUUAUUUUGGAGGAGAGGAAAAUUCAAUUGAAAAGACAACAAGACUAGUAAAGGAUUUGAGUAAAAUUGAAAAGGUGAUUGCUUUGAAUGAACAAGUACCAAUAGUUUGUCAAUUUUCAAUCUUUUCCGAAGGAGAAGGUUUUGAAGAAUUGUUUAAAUCUGUGAGAGAACAAAUAUCUCAAUUUUAUUCUGCUUUGGAUGAUGAAAAUAGCUAUUAUGGAACAAAUACUUUGCAUGAUGCAUUCACAACAUUUAAAUCAUCCUAUUCUUUUUAUGAGUAUGAGGGAGAAAUUAUUGAUUUAUUGAAAAAGAGAUUUGGCAUUUCUUAUAGAAAUGAAAAUCAUACACAAAAACUCAUCAAAUUAAACAAAUUUAUCAAAAAGAAUAUGGGAAGAUUAUCAGGAAAGGAAUUGAGAAUUUUAAUUGCAAAACUAGAUCAUGAAAUGAAUAUUGAAAAGGAUAAAAAGAGAUUUGAGAUUACAUUUAAUUCAAUUAAUACCAUAAUGGAUACAGUGGAUGAAUGUUUAUUUACAAUAUUGCAAAUGUCACAAACUUUAAAGUAUAUACAGAAUGUACUUUUGGAAAUAGCUCAAGAAAUUUAUCAAAAAUUGAAUAUUGCUUUCAGAUCAUUUGUAAUGCCUUGGAUGAUAUUCUUAUCAAUAACUGCCAGAUUAUACAGUAUUACCUUGGAGAAUAUGAAAGUUGUAGAGUUAAUUUAUAACAAAUUUAAAAAGUGGUGCAAUUGUCUUCCAACUAGAGAACAAGUUGCAUCCUAUCUCAUGAAAGAGGUAUCUAUUAUUUUCCUUACAAAAACUAAUAGAAUGGAUUUUCCAUCUCCAUUUCCAGAAAGCUUGAUAGAAUUUACAAAGAAUAAUGAAUCGUCAGAUCUUUCUCAAUUCCUACUCAAUGAAUCAAUCAAGAAGGAGAAUCAAGAAUUAGUAUUUUCACUUGUCGAACAAGUCAAGAUACAGAAAAAACUAUCACUAGAGAAUGCCUCUAACAUGUCUUCUGCUCCAUCUUCGACGAGUAAGAAAAAUAAACAGAAAAAGAAGAAAUAA